CUGAACUAUAUCGUUUUAGUGCGAUGCGAACCUUUGGUUAACUUGUUGUAAUUAAGUUAUAAAUUUUGUACAAUGUAUUUAUGAUUAUUUUCUUUAUGAUUAUUAUCCUUAAAUAUUUUUCAAUAUCCAAUAUAGUUUUCAAAGUUAGAGAACGGUUGAAUUAUGGCGAGCUCCAUUAUCCUUGCUGGUCUUGGGAUGGCUGCAGUUGGUUUUGCUGGUCGAUACGUCUUGAAGCAAGUGCCUAAUGCCUCUGUGAAAUUUGCAGAGGCUGUCAAGAACUUUCCGAAAUUUGAUGCAGAAUCUUUAGCCACAUCAAGAUAUUAUAAAGGCGGAUUUGAACAAAAGAUGACUAAAAGAGAAGCAGCUUUAAUUUUGGGUGUAAGUCCUACAGCUAGUAAAGCCAAGAUAAGAGAUGCUCAUCGAAAAAUAAUGUUACUUAACCACCCAGACCGAGGAGGAUCCCCACUCAUUGCUGCCAAGAUUAAUGAAGCCAAAGAUGUUCUGGAGAGUGGCAAAUCAUAGCAUUGAAUAAUAGUCCAUUAUCAUCCAUACAUGUUACACUUUGCAGAAAGUAAACAUGUUUUAGUCACAGAUAUGCCUUAGGGUUGUUUCAUUUCAGGUUGUUAGCAAGAGCAGCACCAGUGGCAUGAAAGUUUUAAUUGCUGUCCACAUAUGAGUAACCAACCAUCCUAUAAAUUAUAUUCAUGUACAGUCAAGUGAUUAGAUGUACUAAUAUUUGGAGAAUCUUGAUAAGUGCAGUACAAUCUCACUAAUCCGGCACUACACACAAGAGAGACGUAUAAAUGUAAUAUUCACAUUACUGGAAAUUAGAGCAAAUCUGCAUAUUAUUUUUAUGUGUUUUUUAGUAUGUCGUGGAAAUACAUACAUUUAACUAAAAUACUAAAUUAAUAUAAAAUUCUACUGUUAUCUGGGACUUAGACAUUUAAAUAGAGAUUGAAGUGUGAUAAUGUAAGCGCACAUAGUAAAUUAGGACAUCAAAUGAUCAUUUUUACCCCAAUAUUAGUGCCGGAUUACUGGGUAUACUGGAUGGGAUUAUUGAGAUUUCACUAUAUAUGUAUCUGGUACAAAUGUUUUCUUUUCUGAUAAAUGCUACUGGGCUACUGUAGACAGCAAACAUGUACUUUACUUUGUUGGAGUACCUAUUGUAGUUUAGUUAAUCAUAUAGUGUUGCUACUGUUGCUGUUAUUUCAUGUCCAUGCCAUUGAUAAUGUUAGCCUUUUAACCAGGUGUGUUAUUAGUAAGCUUAUGAAAUACCCUCUGUAAAAUAAAUUCAAAUACAACAUUUAA
Cydia fagiglandana is the source of this 1308-nucleotide messenger RNA. Its product is annotated as mitochondrial import inner membrane translocase subunit TIM14. The transcript is spliced from 3 exons. Bases 163 to 522 code for a protein of 119 amino acids. Gene Ontology annotation, molecular function: ATPase activator activity. Gene Ontology annotation, biological process: protein import into mitochondrial matrix. Lineage: Eukaryota; Metazoa; Arthropoda; Insecta; Lepidoptera; Tortricidae. Gene Ontology annotation, cellular component: PAM complex, Tim23 associated import motor. The record is from RefSeq and is a predicted model, not a curated record.